Molecule: messenger RNA, 3102 nt
Organism: Pochonia chlamydosporia 170
Lineage: Eukaryota; Fungi; Ascomycota; Sordariomycetes; Hypocreales; Clavicipitaceae
Product: exocyst complex component Sec5
Exons: 3
Coding region: 1-3102 (1033 amino acids)
Biological process (GO): Golgi to plasma membrane transport; exocytosis
Cellular component (GO): exocyst
Source: RefSeq, a predicted model, not a curated record
AUGGCCGACUACGAUCGAAAAGUACUCGAAUUCUACCAGCUUCCCAACCCGUAUCCUGUAGAAUGGCCUGCAGAAAAGGACGCUGGUGAGGAGUCCGCCGACGAGCAGGAAUCCAAGAAGGGUCGACGGAAGUCUCGCUAUGAAGCUCUCGAAUCGGCAUUUGGUGGGCGAAGGAGCAUAUUUGGAGAAAGUGGACAAGGCUCUCUGAGCAGCCUGGUCCAAAAGGACGAAGUUGAUCCCUUGGGUACCUCGGACAGUGUUGUCCGAUCGUUGGAGCAGCUGGGCUUGCCUGUGCAAGAUGAUGCGCGACUGCGAAAUCGAUUCUUGUUGUCUUCAACAACCUUCUCCCCUGCCCUGUUUCUUUCACAAAUGCACUCAACUGCAGACACGAGGACAUUACUCCAAGGCCUCGAUGUUCUGUCGCAAUCCAUUGAUCAGAAAUCAGCAUCACUCAAGGUUCUUGUUGAAAGCAACUUUGAGCGCUUCGUCAAAGCCAAGGCUACCAUUGACAAUGUCUACAAGGAAAUGAAGUAUCGUGGUAUCGACCCCGUCCAGCAGCGACAAUCCGGCCGCCAUUCGCGCCAUACUAGUCGUACGAGCUUUGGCCGUAGCAGCGCCGGUGGCGCUCAAAUCGGUCUCAACAAUCCGCUUGCUCUGCCUAUGUCUGACAGCCGCAAGAAGAACGCUCUAGUCAAAGAAAGCGAAUACGGAGUCAUGGGUAUCAAGGCCCCAUUGUUAGACGUGUCAGCCAAGGCUGAAGAUGUUUGGGGCCCAGCGCUGGGCGGUCGCGAAAAGGAGAAACAUUUACGAAACGUGUCGACCAAUUUGAACGAGUUUAAGGAUUAUGUUGAGUUGAGUGCCACUGUUGCAGACAGCGUCAAACGCAAGGAUUACGAGACACUCGUCGAGAGCUAUAACCGAGCCAGGAAAUUUGCAGACGAGGCCAAGCAACUCUCAAGAGAACUCAACGGACAAUCGCCAAGUGACAAGCAGCUGUACAAACUGGUCCUUGCUGGCCGCAUGUGGAACGAUGUCGAUCAACAAAUACAGACGUUCAAGAAGGAUAUGUGGAAGAAGCUAGUUUCGCUGCACACGUCAAGAGCAGAAGGCACGGGUGGUAGACCACAGGACCAGCAUAUGGAGCUGAUUUCAUUGUUACUUGAACUUGGCGUCGAGGAUAACCCCAUCUGGGUGUGGCUCCUGAGCAAGUAUGAUCACUUGAAGAGCAAAAUGCAAGCCUCGGCAGAUCGGUCCAAGAUUGAAAUUGAAGUGCUGCGGCGCAGACUCGCUAACAGCGAGAAGCCAGAGCCUCACAUCUUGGCAUCAUACCUCCGAACCCUGGGGCGUCAACCUAUCGACGGCAAAAUUUCAUCCACGGACUCUACAGACGUCAUGGAAUUAUGGGACAAAAUGCUUGCUUUCUUGACGAGCCUCAUUUCCUCGCAGGGUAUACUGGGAGAAUUGGUCGAGUUUUGGCAAACCGCUCAAGGAUUUAUUGACGGCAAAACACAGCGUACUCUACCCUUGGGAUACAAUGGCGAAUCUAGAGAACAUCAUCAGCUAUCGACACAAGCUGUGAGCGACCUGGAAAAGGGCAUGGUCGAAUUGGUUGACAUCCUGCGGGACCAUGUCCACGCCUUCUUCGUUGAUGCACCUCCCGAAGACAUCUCGCUGCUAUUCUCACCUCUCCCACUUUCUCCAAAUUCGCCAGCUUCAGCAGGCGGCAUCGGAGGCUCACUCACGCCCACAGCGCUUCGCGACCCCAGAUUCAACUUUGACUCCAACAACCCACCGCCUCCGUCUCCGAAAAGGGGCGAGUCAUGGGAGAAGCUUGCUUUCUGGCCGCCGUGGUCCAAUUCCAUCAGCGGCGUAGAAUACCUGUCAAAAAUGCUUGCGCUUGUCGGAUCCGGAGCCUCUGAAAUGGCCAGCUUCAGCCCUGUCUCCUCUGGUGACGGCCGCGUCGUCGAACAGCUCAAAGCUCUUGUGGGCACAUCCCGAGAGCGAUGCGUCACUGCCCUCUGUGCCGCCUGGAAUCGGGAUGCCGAGAACAUAAAAUACGUCGAGGAUUGGCAGCGGCCAGCUGACUUGGGCGAUGUCACACGGAUGCCCACCACCUUCGCUGCGUUUGAAGGCGCACUUCUGUCAGGCAUGCAGAAGAUUCUCUACAUUCCUGAAGCGAUGGAGAAGCCUGGCGCGGAAAAUAUCGUCCUCCCGCCGCCUACGAAACUGCUGCAAAUGGUUCGCAGUCAAUACGUCACCACGCUGUAUAAGGCGCUGAGUGGGAUGGUUGAAAAUGCAGAACGUUCCCUCAAGAAGAAUGAGGACGAAUGGACAAACUCUCAGGAUAUUUCAUUAGCACACGUCCCCACCUCCGUCACCUGCAAGAGCACACUCGACGCUGGCGAUCGAAACAUCCGCAUGCUCCUCACCCUGAGCAACCUCCAAGCCCUCCGUUCCCAAGUCGUCCCCAACCUCAACUCCCAAUUCGAGAACGCCUUCUCCGUCAAACUCACCGACGAAUCCAAAACCAUCCGCGACGUCCUCGGCCAAAUUGACGCCCGCCUCUUCCAAUCCUACACCAAGCAAUCCAUCGAGAAGCUCCACGCCAUCAUAUCCCCUGGCCUCGCUCUCACCGACUGGGCCCCCCAGCCAAAUACCCGUCCCACCAGCGCAAAGCCCUACGUCUACGAAGCUCUCCUCGCUCUGGUCCUCGUUCAUUCCCAGGUAUCAACCACCGCACCCUCACUCACGCCUCAGGUUCUGUCGUUCUUGCUUGAACAAACAUCCCUCCAGCUGCUUGAUGCGUUCCGCAAACGACCGCGGUACUCCCUCGAGGCGCUCAUGCAAGCUACUCUAGACGUGGAAUUCGUCGCCCAAACUCUAAGUCAGUAUACCACUGAUAGGGCGUCGGAGCUACAGAGCCAGAUAUACCAGGAAUUAGACGGACGUACAGACAACGACGCUCGUGCUAGGUUGCAGAGCGAGUUGCCAGAGAUGAGGAGCGUUCUCAAGAAGUUACGGGAGGCGAGUAAGAAUGAAUUUGCGUGUUUUAAAAAGCAAAAGAGAUCGGCCCCCAAGGUUGAUCCAGCCGCAUCUAGUUAG